AUGGAUGAACUCUCAAGUAGACCCGGGCCAUCAACCCCCGCUUCAUCUCGAAUUCCCCGCACUUCACGAAAAAAGGCGUGCCGAAAAUGUGUAGCAGCCAAAACUGCGUGUGACCUUAGAAAGCCAAGAUGCAAGCGAUGCAGAGAUCGAGACACGAGCUGUGAAUAUCCAGCACUGAUCGAAUCAACAAGCGGGGGUAAUGCAGAGAAUCAAUACGCCGCUGUGGAUGCCAGCCCUUUCAGCACUAUCUCCGAUGCAACAUCUCUGGAUUCCACAUGGCCAAGGGGUCUGGUCAAAGACACCGCAGAUGUAUCUGUAUCUCAUACCUCGAAUCACUCUACCGCCGAUAGUGGACCAGGUCAUUCAGAUGCUACUGUUGUAGUGGACUUUCAACAAAUUGAUCUGGCACCUAUGAUCGAUGCAGAGGAAAUUCGCGAUCGCUGGCUACGCCCCUACAUCUCAAGUUCGACAGGCCAAGAGCCCAAGCAGUUCAAUGCUCACACCAUACAGUAUCUCACCUGCGUGUUGAAAUCAUAUAUUAGGAAUCAACUCAACUCAAUUGCACCGCCCUUUAUUCAUUCUAUGCAACAAACGGGGACUUGCCCGCCUGUCUUGGCGUGCUGUUUCACCUUGGUUCGGACGUGGUUGACUCGGAUUCCUGGAUGUGAGCGCUUGGUUCUGGGGGCUAUGGGAGCAGAGAUGAGGAAAAUUGAAAGCCAGGAUGCUUUUCAAAGCGAUUUUGAUAGCUUGUGCUCAUUCCAGGCGUAUCUCAUCUACUCCAUGACGAUGCAUUUCUUUCCUUGUACAGACACCGUGGAAGAGUCCCACACCUUCGAUCCUCAAGCGGCGAUAAAAAUGCAAGAAAUCGCUUUCCGAUCUGCCAAAUCAGGUCUCAUCUGCAGAGCAGAAGAAACCCAGACCCGGCCGAGCUGGGAGUCUUGGAUAGUCGCAUCUGCCAAACGUCGUACCAUUUUCGCCAUGUAUCUCUUCACCAGCGUUUACAAUACCCAACUCGAGCUGCCGAACUUUGUUGCUGAAGAGCUCAGGGGGACUACAGCCCCGGAAAGCAGAAUACUCUGGGAAACUUCAGACCGCACCGUUUGGGAACGGGAAUACAAUCGGCACUUGUCUCGCUGGGAGGAUGGAAUGCUCGAGAUAUCAGAGCUGUGGAAGUCUGAUGAGACUGGAACAGAUUCCCGCCGGGAGAGGAUUGAGCGGUGGUUGCAAUUUGCUGAUGGGUUUGGGAUCAUGCUUUUUUCAGUUUGUGCGCAUAUCCAUGGAUGCUAG
This is a messenger RNA of Penicillium robsamsonii, 1287 nucleotides long. Its product is annotated as Zn(II)2Cys6 transcription factor domain-containing protein. The coding region runs from base 1 to 1287 and encodes 428 amino acids. The transcript is spliced from 2 exons. Lineage: Eukaryota; Fungi; Ascomycota; Eurotiomycetes; Eurotiales; Aspergillaceae. Gene Ontology annotation, biological process: regulation of DNA-templated transcription. The record is from RefSeq and is a predicted model, not a curated record. Gene Ontology annotation, molecular function: zinc ion binding; DNA-binding transcription factor activity, RNA polymerase II-specific.